This is a messenger RNA of Elaeis guineensis (African oil palm), 5982 nucleotides long. The record is from RefSeq and is a predicted model, not a curated record. NCBI's taxonomy places the organism in Eukaryota, Viridiplantae, Streptophyta, Magnoliopsida, Arecales, Arecaceae.
AUUGUUUUUCGAUCUGAAACUAAAUUAUGAAAAAGCCCUAGCCAUAGCGGUUGCUUUGCAUGUAAUGCCCUUGCCUUAUGCGGUCUCUUUCUUUUCUUUGUAAAAGUUUUUCUUAGUAAACCACUAGUUUUCCCUUUUGUGCAAUUAUACGCACGUUUUCUAACUAGAUUCUCCCCUCAAUACAAAGGAAAGAGUUGAUGUUCAUAAAUGAAAAAAUGACAACAAACAUUUUUUUUUUAAAGCAUCAAAAGGGAAUGUGGUAUGUGGCCUGAUAUGAAUAGAAGUACAAUUUGUGCAUGAUAAUUAGGCUUUAAACUGUGGCUUUUUAAAGGAAAAGGAGAGUUCUUACUAAAAAAAAAGAGGAAAAGGAGAGUUUCUCGUCUCUAAAUAAAAAUCUAACUCAAGUACUUUUAAGCCAAAUCAGGAGACUAAUCACCACCACUUUCAAGUUUACAUUCCUUGUACUCCCUUUUGGGUAGAUCAAGCAUGCAAUCCUAUCAAGGUUGGGUUAGAUUCAAGUUGACCAGGACCUUAGGUGAGUCAUCAAAUGGCUAGUUUAAGCCAGCUAUCUGUUAGAGGGUCCGGCAAACUGGCGAGGCCAGGCUAAGUUUAGCCACCUUUAAUUCUAGCCCUUGGAGAACCCACUGUCAACUAAACAUAUGCCCAAAUGGUGACCAUUAAAGAUUUAAAAUAACUUCUAACAAAUUUUUUUUUUAAAUAACAAAAAUCAUAACAUCAUAAGAGGACUUCCAUUACAAUAUAUAUAGUAAUAAUGAUAACUUAAAUAAUCGUCAUCAUCCUGCUCUUACUUUGUUAUAUCAGUCAUUAUAUGAUAUUAACGGGCACAAUCUGACAAAUUCAUCAGUCAUCAUCAUUAAUAUAAUGUUCUCUAAAUUCAAAAUGUCUAGACUAGAUUUAAAACUAAUUUUUGAUUGGAUAAGCAGUGGUGAAGCAAAUAAUAUUGUUUAAUCAUUCUUAAUGUUAUUUUCUGUUAUAAUAACUAAUGCUUCGUCAUCGGACAAACUAUACUCUUCUGAUACGAUGAUUGAUCGGAUUCAAGAUGACACGAAGUACGUAUGAGUUCAUUCAUUUUUUUGUGAUAUAUCAGUUUCUCUAUCAGUGCUCUGCUAUGAAUGUUUGUCAGUCUAUUGAAAGAUGAAUAGUGCCGUAAAUUGAAUAAUUUUUUUUUGUUACCGAUUACACUGAAAAUUGAUUCUGGUACCAAAAAGAUAAAUAUCUUCGGAUAUUAUGCAACAUCUUGUAUAUUGACUUUUUGAAUUGCUCUCCCAUUAGAAUUGUAUGGGCAUAAAAUAAAAUAAAAUAAAAUAAAACAAAAUAAAAAAUAAAGACUAUACCCAGCAGAACGGGGGAGAUAACGGUCCUGCGGGGGUUCAUUGCCCAUUGGUUCAUAGGUCUGCAUGCAACGGUAGGCAAGAAUUAUUAUUUUUUUAAUAUUUGUUAAUAUAUUUUGAAAUAAAAAUAUGCGGGAAAAAGGAAAGAAACUCUGGGCCUGAGUCUCUAUCCACGCUCCUUGAUUCCAAUAGAAAGAAAAUCCCAAAAAACAGUCCUGUUGGGAUAUACCGGCUGACCCCUAUACGCCGACUUAUCCUCGGAAUGGUCCGAUCGACGUCCGAUUCUACCCACCGGACGGACAGACGACUCCGACAAUGACUGCCGACGAUAUUCAACCGAAGAUAUGCUGGCCGAACAGAUCAAUACCGUUUCCAACCGGCCGAACGAUCGAACCCAUAUCACCGACUCACUGUCGGGGGUGGCGGCCGACGUUCGACUUUCACAAAGCACCAGAUCAGCCAACAGUGUUUUUGAGUCAUCAUCCGACAUCCUGACAGCCGAAUACCGACAUAUAGUCGGCCAGUCCGUCCAAAUGCCGUACAACCGCUAUGGGUUGUUGUCCUGUCAAGGACAUGCUGUAUGACCGUCCUGGGGCAUUGUCCUGCAAAGGACAUGGAUUAAUUCCAAUGACUUGACAACCCACGACGAUUUGACAGUCUCCGACGAUUUGACAACUCCCCAAUUAUCUGCACCAUUAAUAGAGGGAACAUACCGUAUUAUACUAUAAAAUGGGAUAAGACAACAGUUUUGGUAAGCUCUCUCUCUCCCGCUGAACUUAUGGGUUUUUUCACUGUUGCCUAGUCUCCUCCUUGACUUGAGCGUCGGAGGGUCUUCGCCGGAGGUAUCUCCGAUCAGUGAGGACUUUCCUUACAGGUGCGCGUCUCCGACGAUCAGACGACGAGGGAAUUGGCCGCAACAAGCCCAAAGAGAGUAGAUUCGUGAAUCCAUCUCGCCCUCUCUUCCCGUUAUCCGUCCAAAGAGCACGAACAAUAUGCUUUCAUUGAAUCCUCUAUUUUCUUUCUGUUACUGGACAAGCAAAAACCGAAGCAAUUGGCUGUUUUCAUGGUUCUAUCCUCUCUUUUUCCUUCCUAUUUUUCACUACAUUAAUUACAUGCUUUUCUUUUCCCUUGUUCUUUAUCGUUAUCCUCGAUCUCGUUUCGCUUAUUAUAAUGCAAAUCUUGCUGCACAUCUUUAGUUCCACCCACUUUUCCUCCUUUUGUGAUUAUAUCUUAAUGGAAAUCUCUGGCGAAAUCUUCCCUGCAGUUCGCGUGUCAUAAGUGCAUGCAUGUCAGAACAAAGGGAGCUUUCCAUGUGUUCUGUUCUCCACUGCCCACAGAAACUGAAAGUCUUUGUAUAUCUGGUUUAUCUUCCACUCCAUCAUCAUCUUUUAGCUUCUAAUCUGCACCAGCACCCUUCAUCUUCUGGUUCUGCAUUUGAUUGAGCUCGAUGGAGCCUGGAGAAGACAGGAAAGGAAAGAUGCCUCUUGAAGGGGGAGAUAUGCCUGCAAGGAGGCAUAGAAAAAAUCCUCAUCAAGUAGAAGAACUCGAGAAGGCCUAUUCUGGUCCACAUAAUCCAUUUCUUUCUGGGUUUCUUCUUCUUCUUCUUGUUCAUUUUCCCCCUUCUUAUUCUUAAAACUUUUUGAUGAGUUGCAGAUUUGGUUCAUUUAAUUGUAUUUGUUUAUUAAUUUAGUUUGGUUGAUCAGAGGAGAACAGUCCAACAGCAGAGAUGAAGGAGAGUCUGGCAAAGAUGACUGGGCUAAAUUUCAAACGAGUCCAGGCCUGGUUCGGGAAUAGGAGAUCUUACAACAGGUUCAGGGGAUGGAUCAUCAUCACAGUCAGCUCCGCCAAGGGCACCACCGCCAACACCACCUCUGACCGUGCCAGUGCUGCCUGUUCUGCAGCAAGUGUUGGCACCACCACCACCAGAGUCGCAGCAGCAGCAGCUGCAGCAGGCGGUGCAUUCUGAUUCAUCGGAGGCUUUGCCAGAUCUCCCAAUUAUAACCAUCUUGAGAAUAUUUGUGUUCCUCAUUUGUCGUAUUUUCUGUAGAAUUGCUUCAUAAGAUUCAUAGACUAUCACAAUGUGAUGUAUGAUAUUUGUAUCUUCAUAUGAUUGCUAUAGAGCUUCAAUUAUUUUCAGAUGCCCAUUUAUCUGCACAACUGAUGUUCCUUUAAGCAUCUGUUUCUGUGCAUAUAAGUUGGAGUGCAAUUAGUACAAACCCACCCUUCAUCAUGAUGUUAUUUACGAAGCAUUAUAUGACUUUGAAGGAAGCUAAUUUUGAAUUUUGUUAUUGACACAACUUUCAUGUGAUAUUUUAGUAGAGUUUAGGACUUAAGCACAUAAAAGAUUCGCAAAUGUUAGUCAUUCUAACAAGAAAACAAGCAGCGCUUCAAAUCUUAUUAUCCAUCACCAUGUUGGUUAGGAGCUGAAAUUUAAUAAUUCUAGUAAAAAUGCACCCAAGAGAAUAGAAAAGUAAAGGAAAAUAUUUUAUUACAUUAAUUAAGACUGGGAACUAUAUAGAAAGGAAAGAGUUCAGGAAGAUCUAUGUCAUCUUGGGAACUGCUUUGCAAAGCUUGUCUAAGCUAAAAAAUUUUCCUGCUUCUGCAUUGUUACUGUUAUGACAAUCAUGCUUGGGGAUCAUGAGGAAAUCUUUGUUCCUAGAUUGUCAAUUUCUUGUAAUAUAAGAUACUUCUUUCUUUAAAAGGGAUUUAGACCUUGAAUUAUCCAGAAAAGGAUUUAGAUGCAUUAAGUUAGGACUUCCACAUUAUCAUCAAACACUUGAAAUUUACUUCCUGUUUCAUUUCUGUUUUCUAUCAGUAUUAGUCAAAUGACGUGUUCACAUUCAUUUUCUUCUCGUCUAGGACCAACUAUGACAGCAAUGCAGUAGAAUCAUUAUGGUAAACUAAAUAAGAUAAUUUAUUUACAUAAUUGAUCAAGGGGAAAAGAUGUGCCAGAGUGGGCAUUAUGAGUUUGAAACUUCAUUUUUGCUAACAAUUUUUAUUAUCUACAUGGGUAGGUGUAGAAACACAGUAUCAUUAUGACAAUUGCUAUCCUUUAUGUUAGAUCAUGAUUUCUUGAAUUUUAAAAGAAUUGGCCUGGCUGUGGUUAAUCAUUUCAUAUAAAAGGCAAUUGUCGAAUAGCACGUGAUGAUCUUAAGGCUUCUGGAAAGAAGACAUCUUAAAAAGAGUAUCAUUUGAUGCAAAGAAGAACUAUAUUAUGAGAGAAUCUUUGAUCUUCAAUAAGCUUUCAUCGGAAUUUAUGAUCUUUUUAUUCUUACAGUUAAAAAUUUUCUCAAAAAUGGUGGUGCAGAUUCUUCUGGGCUUAGUUGUUGAUGGAGAUUGAUUGCUGACUUCCUCUAUGUUUUCUUCUUUUCUAUUUCUGAACAGCUAUUCUGGGGCAAACAGGGAAAUUAUCCCAAUCUUAUAAGGAAAAUGUGAAUCUUAUUGAGGAUGAGAAACUGGAACUUAUGGAGCUGGCUGCAUCAAAUCUAGGAUUCCCCUCUAUAUAUUCACUUGACAGUAAGACUCUGGAGCAGCUUGAUUUGUUCAAAGAUAUGUUAAGCGAGUUUCCUCCAGAAUCUGUACACCUAAAAAGGCCUUUUGCAGUUCAGCCGUGGAUUGAUUCCGAGGAGAAUGUGACGAAUCUUCUCAUGGUUUGGAAGUUCUUAACUACUUUCGCUGAUCUCCUAGAACUCCGCCAGUUCACGCUUGAUGAGCUUGUUCAAUCUCUUCAUGAUCGCGAUUCAAAACUGUUGGGAGAAAUCCAUGCGUCUCUACUAAAAUAUAUCAUCAAAGAAAUCGAAAAUGUUUCAAGGACUCAUGCUCCAAGUUCUGGUGACAUCUAUCAGAGGAUUGUUAAAGGAGCAUUUGCGUGGAAGUUUGACAUCCACUGCUCGCAGCGCCACUUGAAUUUCAUGACGUGGCCUGAAAUAUUAUGUCAAUUUGGACUGUUGGCGGGACUGGGUCCUAACUUGAAGAAAUGCUCUGCUGACACUUCGUAUUCGUCUAGUACCAAUGAGAAUGGUGGAUUGCACAAUUAACUUUAGGAGAAUAUUCUGAUCUUGAUGCUGGGGAACGUCUUAAUGCUCUUGUUGCUGUAAUAGAUAUGUCUAUUGCAGGAAAUUCAUUACGCAUUAUUCUCGAGGAACGCUUGGAAGCAGCAAAUGCUCUGAAGAAUAAUAUGUGGGCAGUGGUGAAGGGAACUGAAGAAGAAAACAUAAGCAAGCCCUCACAGUUCGAUCAUACAUUCAUCAAAAAGCAGAAGGAAUUUACAAAUAUAGGGCCCUACCGCUUGGUCAAGAUCGCAGGCACAAUCGAUAUUGGCAGUUUUCAACGUCUGCUUCUUUAAUGGAUCCUGGCCUAGGAAGAAUUUUUUUUGAGUCGAAAAAUGGCUUGUGGAGGGUCAUUGAUUCAGAAGAGGUAGCUGUUUUUUCAUGCUAACCUUUUGUUUAACAUGUUAUGUUGCAAACACCAUGAUUCAGCACCAGUUACAUUAUUGUCAUUCGGCUGACAUAAUAGAAUAAUAUGUAACCAGAAUUUUCAGCCGUUUGUAGAGUCAAAUUCAUUUCUUAAUUCUCAAGUUGUAAGUGUAUGUCUACCUGGGAAAUAAAAGUUUCAAAGGUGCAUUUUUUGA